Molecule: messenger RNA, 2375 nt
Organism: Syzygium oleosum
Lineage: Eukaryota; Viridiplantae; Streptophyta; Magnoliopsida; Myrtales; Myrtaceae
Exons: 4
Coding region: 73-1878 (601 amino acids)
Source: RefSeq, a predicted model, not a curated record
CCUUUUUCUUCACAAACUCCAAAUACCCAAAAUCCUCCGCCGCUCGCGGCUGAGAAUUUUCCUCCGUCGCCAAUGGCGGCCGUCCUCAUCCGCUGCGCCGUCCUCUCCCUCCCUCCUCGCCCCGCGAGAGCCACCGCGUCUCCGCCGCAGCCUCGUCUCACCGCCGCCGCCUCCGCCGCCGCUCGCAAACCCUUGAAGCUCGCGAAGCGAAGGAACCACCUCCGCCCCAAGAUCCUCAGGACCCUCGCUAAACCCUACGCCCCUCCCAUCCGAGCUCCCGAGGAACCCCCGUCGGACGCCGUCGUUCCGGCCCCGUCCCCCGAAACCCUAACCGGCCUCUUCGAAGCGGAGUCUCCGGCGGAAGAAGCUUCUCCGGUCUCGGAGAGCGUGGGCGUCGGUCCCGAGCACGACGGCGUCGCCGGGAAGUUCUCGGCCAGGUCUGUGAUAAAGUUCGGCGCUUAUUUGGUUGUGGUUUUUCUGUUCCAGACGAUUUGUGCUGUUUGGGUGUUCGGUAGCAAUGGCUCCGAUUCUGCUGGUGAAAGUGAGGAGAGGACUUUGGUGAAUGGGGAGGGGAGGGCGGUGUCGGGAAAGUUCUCGUCGAGGACGAGGAAUGUGGUUUAUUUGGAUGAGUCUGACUUGGAGAAGAGGAUCGAGGAGAUAAGGUCGAUGGCUAGGGAGGUGCGGAGGCGCGAGAAAAGGGGACCGAAGAGGGAUGAUACCGGGGAUGGUGAGAGCGGCGACGGCGACGAUGAUGAUGAUGGUGAGGCGAUUGCCGAGAGCAGGAUGGCCAUGAUCGAGAAGGAGAUUGGUUCUCGGUUGGAUAAGCUGCAAAAGAAGUUGGGCCCUGUUCGGAAAUCACCAGGUCUAAGUAAAAAAGUGCCGCUCGAGGGAGCUAGUAGCUUGAUGUUCAAGAAAAAGUUAAAGUUUAGAAGCCCUUUGGUGGAGAAACCCAGCGCUAAUCCGAAGGGGUUUCAGGGGUUACAAGACAAUGGUAAAACAAAGAAGAAAAGCAGUAGUGAAGUCAAUGGGGAAGGGCAAAAUGGAGGUCUUAAUCACGGUGUUACGGAAUCAUCAAGCGGAGAAAAGUGGGAGGAAUUGGUUGAUGGUAAGGGGCAUGGCGGUCUUUCCAACGAUAUUAAACGAGAAGAUGAUGAAACCAUGGUUUUCAAAGAGAUGCAGGAUGAUUUGCAUAAUGAUGGGGUAGGCGAAGGGCAAUCUUUUACUCAAGUGGAUGAAGAAGUUGGAGAUACUCGAAGCAGAACUGGCAUUGUCGAGGAGGCUAGUGGGAAAAGGAAUUCAAUUGGAGGAGCAAACUUGAGAACAACUGGAAAUUCCAGAUUGCAGAGUUCUCGAAGCUUUGGGGAUGAAAAGCAGCAGGAGGUUACAAAAAGAUCCGCUGGGCGAGAUGUAAAAAGUAUCAAUGGCACUUUGAAGUGUGAAGAAAUUAAAGCCACAUCAAUGAGCAAGAGAGUCAAGGAUAAGCAAUCGGAUAAAAUUCAAGAAUUUUGGUGGUUGAAGCUUCCUUGCGUAUUUGCUAUUCUUAUGCGUAGAGGCUCUGAUUUGGAAGAACCAGGUGGAUUCUUUACCUUAAAGACUGCUCCAGAAGACAGUGAUGCUUCUUCCUUCACAGUUGCUUUCGAGGACCGUGUUGAUGCAAACAAUUUCUGCUUUUUGCUGGAGUCCUUCUUCGAGGAGCUGGGUGAUUUCAGUGCUGACAUCGUACCUCUAUUGAGAAAAGAACUUCAAGAGGCCAUGAAAGAAAAGACCAUGCAAAUGGUGGUUGUAAGGAAGGGGCAGCUUAAGCUUUAUGCUGGACAGCCAUUUUCUGAUGUUGAGCUAGCCUUCCAGUCUUUGGUUGAAGAAAGCCUGUCAGAGUGAAUUUAAGUACAUAGACAAUUGGACACAGAUAUUUUCCCAAUCCACCAUUGAACGUUUCUGAACCAUAGCUUCCCAUUCCGAGUUUUUUGUCUCUUCUGCUGAUUGUGAAUUUGCUAGAUGGCCGAGCGCUCCUUCGCCAAUGAUCUUUCCUUCAGCUGGUCGUGCUUUUGAAUUUUGGAAAUCCAAAGGGUCCAAGCACAGGGCAAGCCUCGUCUGGGGCAACUUGAUUUUGAAUAUUCAAAAGCACGUAUCAACGAAGGAGAGAUUAUUGGGCAAGGAGAUCUCAGCCAUCUUGCAAAUUCACUCCUGUUCAGCAAUGCUCAAUGAUGGAUUGAGAAAAUCGCUGUGUCCAAUUUGCAUUUGGCGAGGUGGCUUACAGCAUCGGCAUGAUAUGGUUUCGUAGGUAUGGCCUGGUUCUAGUCACUAGAUAUUUUCAGUUUUGGGUUUCGCGUGUACACCGGUUGAAAUUCAACAAAUUCAGCUGAGCAGCAAUUCUU